Chelmon rostratus (copperband butterflyfish) is the source of this 1148-nucleotide messenger RNA. It is a transcript of the gene malsu1, whose product is annotated as mitochondrial assembly of ribosomal large subunit 1. Bases 54 to 764 code for a protein of 236 amino acids. The record is from RefSeq and is a predicted model, not a curated record. NCBI's taxonomy places the organism in Eukaryota, Metazoa, Chordata, Actinopteri, Chaetodontiformes, Chaetodontidae. Gene Ontology annotation, biological process: negative regulation of translation; negative regulation of ribosome biogenesis. The transcript is spliced from 4 exons. Gene Ontology annotation, molecular function: ribosomal large subunit binding. Gene Ontology annotation, cellular component: mitochondrion.
GAUACAGUCGUGGAUUGCAUUGGAUAUCAUGUUCUGAUGUUGUAUAAGUUAAAAUGAAUAUUCUCAAUCGCUGUAAGAAACUGGCGCCACCGGUAUUUAAAAGUAGCGUUUUACUGGAGCAAACGGGAGGUUUUAGAAGUGUCUGUUUUGCCUCGAAAGCUCGUUGCCACAGUCCGUGUUGGCUUCGACGUUUUACAGCAAACUCAUGUCAACGUUGGCGUCAUGUAGACACCAGUCACUUACACACAAAAAGGAUUUAUUCGGAAACUUGUAGCGAAAGUAGCAGCUCAAAGAGCAGCACUGGCGUGUUUCAAGAGGAGGGACAUGAGAUGGACAGAGACAGCAGCCGAAGAUCCCCUGAGACGUUCACUCUGGACGUGCUGGUGUCUCUGCUGCGUCAGGAAAACGCUGUAGACAUCUGUGUGAUUAAAGUACCGGAGCAGAUCAAAUACACAGAGUACUUCAUUGUUGUCAGUGGCCUAUCAGUGAGACACCUCAGCGCAAUGGCACUUUAUGCCAUCAAAGUGUACAAGUUUCUGAAGAAAGAGGGAGACCCAAAUGUCAAGAUUGAAGGAAAGGAUGCAGAGGACUGGAUGUGUAUUGACUUCGGAAACAUGGUUGUUCACUUCAUGCUACCAGCGACCAGAGAAGUGUAUGAACUGGAGAAACUGUGGACUCUCCGCACCUAUGAUGAGCAGCUGAGGAGCAUGCCUGCUGAGACGCUACCAGAAGACUUCAUAUAUGAUGCUGAAGUCACAAAGUGAUGAGACCAGACAUAUCAUCUAAGCUGUGAACAGACUACUACUUUGACUUUGGAUGUAUCCUUUUCUGUCUCUGUGAGUAGAAAGAAAAGGUACUUUUUUGUCAAUUAAACCUUUGGACAAAAAACCAACAUGUUCGGAGCUGAGAAAUUUAAAUGGAUUGAUCACUCACACAACAGCUGUGCCGUAGGAAUACCUGCCCCCAUCAUACUGAUUAAUUGUAAACCUUUAUCUUUCUUUUUUAUGUAAUUUGACCAUUACAGGGCAUCAGAUGGUAUUUGUAAAAUGAGUGUUUGAAUGAUUUUUGAGUCUGCUGAAGUAAAUACAGUAUGUAUGUUUUAACAUGAUCUGAUGGUUGAAAAUAAAUUAUUUUAUUACCAUUCCAGA